Molecule: messenger RNA, 411 nt
Organism: Prunus dulcis (almond)
Lineage: Eukaryota; Viridiplantae; Streptophyta; Magnoliopsida; Rosales; Rosaceae
Product: 14 kDa proline-rich protein DC2.15-like
Exons: 2
Coding region: 1-411 (136 amino acids)
Source: RefSeq, a predicted model, not a curated record
AUGGCUUCUCCUAAGGCAUUUGCAACUACUGCUCUUCUUCUCUCCCUUAACCUUGUGUUUUUCAAUACAGUGAGUUCAAAUGAUCCUGCUCCUAAUUGUCCACCACCACCCAAAACCCCAAAACACCCCCCAGAAGAGCCAAGCCCUCCUAAAGCUUGCCCUAAGGACACCCUUAAGCUAGGGGUAUGUGGAGAUUUGUUGAAUGACUUGGUGCACCUUGUUGUGGGGACCCCACAAAAGACACCUUGUUGUAGCCUCAUUGCAGGUCUUGCUGAUCUUGAUGCUGCUGUGUGCCUUUGCACUGCCAUUAAAGCCAAUGUUUUGGGAAUCAAUCUUAAUGUGCCAGUUUCCUUAAGCUUGCUUUUGAAUUACUGUGGUAAGUCUGUUCCAACAGACUUCCAAUGCGCCUAG